UUAUUAUAAAUGGUAUUGUGUUUUUAAUUUCAGUUUCAGCAAUUGUUCAUUGCUGGCAUGCAAAAUAUAUUAAUUUUGUGUGUUGAUCUCAUCCUUGCUAAACUCACUUAUUCUAGGAACAUUUUUGUGGUUUGCUUCAUGUUUACUUGAAAAGCAUCUGUAUUCUGCCAUCAUUGGGUGAAAAGGUCCAUAAAUUACACUUUGAUAUAGUUGGCUGAUGAUGAUGUUCAGUUUUUCUGUAUCUAUGAUGAUUCUCCUCUCUCCUAGUUCUGCUGUUUGGGAUCAGAACCACGCAUGUGCAGCCAGAAUGCCGGCUUCGGUGCUCAUAAGCAGUUUUUAAGGAGUCUCUUUCCAGAGGGGAUGAACAAUCAGUACGUCCGCCGGGAGGUCUUCUGUGGGAACACCUGCCACGAGCUGAAACGCUUCUGGGAAAGGGAAAUCGGCAAACAGACUUACUACCGAGAAUCAGAGGAAUACCGCCUGGGGAGAAGUGCACUGAGAAAGCUCAGAGAAGAAUGGAGGCAGAGACUGGAAACCAAGCUGAGGAUGAGGAACAAUCCAGAUGAGACUGAAAAGCGGGCAAAUGUGGGCCGAGAGCUGCUUGCUUCACUGACACAAGACGAUACAAAGCACUGAGGUCGCCGUGCUGGGAGAAGUCAACGCAAAUCGCUGAGUCCCUUUGCCACGCCGAACAGAUUUCAUACGAUUGUCUCCCCCCACCUGCGAGGGGUUUACCUGCACCUCCUUUCCCAGUUCUGAGUCGGAAUUAUCGGCCACAUCAGUCCUCUGCAUGGGGGCCAGAUAUUAUCCCAAAUGUCUCUAACAAUGAGAGUAUUUAAUACCCAAGUUCCAUGCAGCAUCCUUUAUUUCCGUAUAAUUAUCGUCUAAUUUUGAAAUCCAAAUAUUUUCAAAGCGCAGCAGGUGGGGGCUGAUCUUCACGGUUAGACUUGAAAUGUUGCAUAGUAGGUUUGCUCCACAUUUCUCCCAGGAAACAGUUUCGUGUUUUCAUUUUACGUGAUGAAAAAUACACCUAUCUGCAGAAAUAAAAAUAU
Messenger RNA from Rhinolophus ferrumequinum (greater horseshoe bat), 1052 nucleotides. It is a transcript of the gene FAM240A, whose product is annotated as family with sequence similarity 240 member A. The record is from RefSeq and is a predicted model, not a curated record. The transcript has 3 exons. Lineage: Eukaryota; Metazoa; Chordata; Mammalia; Chiroptera; Rhinolophidae. The coding region runs from base 295 to 636 and encodes 113 amino acids.